This is a messenger RNA of Thamnophis elegans (Western terrestrial garter snake), 6352 nucleotides long. RefSeq names its product solute carrier family 12 member 7 (gene SLC12A7). The transcript is spliced from 25 exons. Gene Ontology annotation, molecular function: potassium:chloride symporter activity. Gene Ontology annotation, cellular component: membrane. The record is from RefSeq and is a predicted model, not a curated record. Gene Ontology annotation, biological process: chemical synaptic transmission; chloride transmembrane transport; chloride ion homeostasis. Bases 118 to 3549 code for a protein of 1143 amino acids. NCBI's taxonomy places the organism in Eukaryota, Metazoa, Chordata, Lepidosauria, Squamata, Natricidae.
AAGAAAGAGCCGCCCUCGCCGCUCUUCCUUGCCACAACGACCCGGGAGGGGGCAGGCGGCGGGUUGUGGCUCUGCCCAAGCGGACUUAGCGCUCCGGAGGGGGGAAGAUUUGCUGCCAUGCCCACCAACUUUACAGUAGUGCCGGUGGAGGCGCCCGCUGGCGGCGGCGGCGGCCACGAGGCCCCCGGUGCCCAGCAGCCGGAGCGUUUAGACCAGCCGGCCAAUGAGAACAGCAAAAGCCAAGGCUGCGCUGGUGCCCACGACCGGCAAACGCAACGAAGUGAGAGUGGCAGCGUGGAGCGCGGGAGCCAAGGUGAUGGAGUCCCACGGGAAAGUAGCCCAUUCAUCAAUAAUUCAAGUUUGGAGAGAGGAAGACUGUAUGAAGGAAAAAAUAUGGCACUCUUUGAGGAAGAAAUGGAUAGCAACCCCAUGGUAUCAUCUCUUCUUAACAAAUUAGCCAAUUAUACCAAUGUUACUCAGGGAGUGGUAGAACAUGAAGAAGAUGAAGAUGCCAAGCGGAAGGAAAUUAAGGCUCCACGUAUGGGUACUUUCAUUGGUGUAUAUUUACCCUGUUUACAAAAUAUUUUGGGAGUUAUUCUAUUUCUGCGACUGACAUGGAUUGUGGGAACAGCAGGCGUUCUUGAAUCAUUCAUUAUCGUAUUCAUAUGCUGUGCUGGUACUAUGCUGACUGCGAUAUCAAUGAGUGCAAUAGCAACAAAUGGUGUAGUUCCAGCUGGUGGUUCGUAUUAUAUGAUCUCACGGUCAUUAGGGCCAGAGUUUGGUGGAGCUGUGGGACUCUGUUUUUACUUGGGCACAACUUUUGCAGGAGCUAUGUAUAUUCUUGGCACAAUUGAAAUUCUACUGAAAUAUAUUUCUCCUAAUGCUGCUAUUUUUCAUGGAAGCGAGGAGGCCACGUUAAACAACAUGAGAGUUUAUGGGACGUGCAUUCUUGCUCUGAUGGCGAUAGUUGUUUUUGUGGGAGUCAAAUAUGUCAAUAAGCUUGCAUUAGUCUUCUUGGCUUGUGUUAUCCUUUCAAUUAUGGCUAUUUAUGCAGGGGUUAUUAAAACUGCAUUUCAGCCUCCGGACUUUCCCAUAUGUCUUCUCGGAAACCGUACCUUAGCAAAAGAUAAGGAUUUUCCAUGUGCUAAAUAUAUUGAAACAAACAACAUGACAGUAACUACCCAAUUGUGGAGAUGGUUUUGUGGCAAUAAUCCCAACUUAAAUGCUACUUGUGAUGAAUAUUUUCAGUUAAAUAAUGUCACUGAAAUCCAAGGUAUUCCUGGAAUUAAAAGUCGAGUCUUACUUGAUAAUUUGUGGAGCAGCUAUUCAGACAAAGGAACAAUUGUGGAAAAACAGGAUCUUGAUUCAGUUCCUGUUUUAGAAGAAGAAAAAGAUGAAGAAGUCUAUUACAUUUAUACAGAUAUCAUGACUUAUUUCACCAUGCUAGUGGGAAUUUAUUUUCCUUCCGUAACAGGUAUUAUGGCAGGUUCAAAUCGGUCUGGAGAUCUUCGGGAUGCUCAAAAAUCUAUUCCAACCGGAACAAUUUUAGCCAUCUCAACAACAUCAUUUAUCUAUCUUUCCUGCAUAAUUCUUUUUGGAGCCUGCAUAGAAGGGGUGGUUUUGAGAGACAAAUUUGGACAAGCAGUUAAUGGAAACCUAGUGAUUGGUACGUUGGCAUGGCCCUCUCCAUGGGUUAUUGUAAUUGGUUCAUUCUUUUCCACAUGUGGUGCUGGUCUUCAGAGUCUCACUGGUGCCCCCCGGCUACUGCAGGCAAUUGCAAGAGAUGGCAUUGUUCCAUUUCUUCAGGUGUUUGGUCAUGGAAAAGCCAAUGGAGAACCUACAUGGGCUUUGCUCCUUACUGCAUUUAUCUGUGAGAUUGGAAUUCUUAUUGCUUCUCUGGAUAGUGUGGCUCCAAUACUCUCCAUGUUUUUCCUUAUGUGCUAUCUGUUUGUGAACUUGGCCUGUGCACUUCAAACUCUUCUCCGAACACCAAACUGGAGACCUCGUUUCAAAUAUUAUCACUGGACUCUUUCAUUCUUAGGAAUGAGUUUGUGUCUUGCUUUGAUGUUCAUUUGCUCUUGGUACUAUGCCUUGAUUGCCAUGCUCAUUGCAGGAUGUAUUUAUAAAUACAUAGAAUAUAGAGGAGCUGAAAAAGAAUGGGGAGAUGGAAUCCGAGGUUUGUCUUUAAAUGCUGCUCGUUAUGCACUACUUCGAGUCGACCAUGGUCACCUUCAUACCAAAAAUUGGAGGCCUCAAGUCUUGGUACUACUGAAUUUGGAUUCAGAACAGUUAGUAAAACAUCCUCGGCUGCUUUCUUUUACCUGUCAGUUGAAAGCUGGAAAAGGAUUGACUAUUGUGGGAUCUGUACUUCCAGGAACAUACCUUGAUAAAUAUGCAGAAGCUGAAAGAGCUGAAGAGAAUAUUCGCUCUUUAAUGGGAACAGAGAAAACCAAAGGAUUUUGCCAAAUCAUAGUAUCCCCCAGUGUUAGAGAUGGAAUCUCUCAUUUGAUUCAGUCUGCUGGUCUCGGGGGGAUGAAACAUAACACUGUUUUGAUGGCAUGGCCUCAAUCCUGGAAGCAGACGGAUAAUAGAUUCUCUUGGAAAAACUUUGUUGAUACUGUACGAGAAACAACAGCUGCACAACAAGCUCUGCUAGUUGCUAAAAACAUAGACUUGUUUCCAGUGAAUCAGGAACGUUUUAGUGAGGGCAACAUAGAUGUAUGGUGGAUUGUUCAUGACGGUGGCAUGCUGAUGUUGCUUCCUUUCCUCCUGAAACAGCAUAAGGUCUGGAGAAAAUGUAGAAUGCGCAUCUUCACUGUAGCUCAGAUGGAUGAUAAUAGUAUUCAGAUGAAAAGUGAUCUUCAGAUGUUUCUAUACCAUCUUCGAAUUAAAGCUGAAGUAGAAGUUGUUGAAAUGUUUGAAAAUGAUAUUUCAGCUUUUACAUACGAGAAGACUCUUGUGAUGGAGCAGAGAUCCCAGAUGCUAAAACAAAUGCAGCUCUCGAAGAAUGAAAGGGAGAGGGAGAUUCAGAGCAUCACUGACGAAUCUCGUAGCUCAAUCAGAAGAAAGUCCCGCUCUAACCCACAGUGUAUUGGACAAGGGGUAGACAGUCUUCUCCCAAAUGAUAUUCAGGAGGAAGAGGCUCAGUUAAUCCAUGACAGAAACACUGCAUCCCAUGGAACGGGAAUGGUUAAAUUGCAGGCAACUGUUACCGCUCCAGAAAAAGUACAGAUGACCUGGACGAAAGAGAAACUUGUAUCUGAAAAGCAUAAAAAUAAAGAAGCAUGUGUGUCAGGCUACAAAGAUUUCUUCAGUAUGAAACCGAAUGAAUCAAAUGUGCGAAGGAUGCAUACUGCUGUGAAGCUGAAUGGAGUUGUGCUAAACAAGUCACAAAAUGCCCAGCUGGUAUUACUGAACAUGCCUGGACCUCCCAAGAACAGACACGGGGAUGAAAACUACAUGGAGUUUUUGGAAGUUUUGACCGAAGGCUUAAACAGAGUCCUUUUGGUUCGAGGAGGAGGACGGGAAGUGAUCACCAUUUACUCCUAAUAGUUUUACAAUAGCAAAUGUUGGAGUAAAACAUUUUGAGCUAGCCUCACGUUUCUAGUGUGUAGAAUACAACACUUACAGUUGAAUGCUAUUCUCCUCUUUAUUACAUAGAUGUUUAAAGUUUCGUCUUUACUGAAGAAAUGGCGAUGUAUAUAUUUUUAUAUUGUUAAUGUAGAAAACCAGAAGACUUAUUUUUGUCCUUCACAUGAAGAUGGAGCAUUGAGUAUGGUCAUAGAACCUAUCUACAGAAAAGGGGUAGGGGUUUUUUUUUUGAUAGAGGAACACGUUUUAGUAUUUUUUUAAAAUAAUGAUGGGUUAAAUGAUGGGUUAGGAGAAAUAAACAAAAUAGUGGGGUGGGGUGGGGAUUCCAGGAAUUGUUUUAUAAAUGUCUACAAUUGUCAUUUUACUACUGACCUUGCCUAGUUACAAUCAAUUUCCCCCAUAUCUUUUCUCUUUAGGUCUGUGCUCUUAUUUGCGUAUCAAUUUGUGAAAUGCCUAGCACUGUAUUUUUAUGAGAAAAAAAAAUAGUUUAAUAAAAAUAAUUUAAUUUAGUCACCACAAUUAUUUAACUAUUUGAAAGUGGCACCUCUGAGUUUUAUUUAUUUACCCUCAAGUUGUUUCAUUAACAAGCUGAUUUGAAAAGAUCGCUUGCCAGUAACAGGUGGAGCAGAUCAAGAUUGCAAAAUCUAUAAUACAUAUUCACGUGUUGAAUAAUCUCAUGUUUUCAGGAGAGAACAGUAAAAAAAAUCUAGUAAAAUAAAAUCAAGUGUGAAGUUCUAGCAAUCAGAUUUAGUUGCAGUAAUUGCAUCUAUCUAUCUAUCUAUCUAUCUAUCCAUCCAUCCAUCCAUCCAUCAUCUAUCUAUCCAUCCAUCUAUCCAACCAUCCAUCCAUCCAUUCUUGGGAUGACUCUAUUGAGCAAACUGGCAGAAAAGAAUAAAAGGAGGUUAUUCUGGCCAAUACACAAAUAUGCACAGCACAUUGUUCUAGGUCAUGGAGUGGAAAGCAUUCUGAAACCUACACAGAUGAUCCACUUAAACAGCCAAAAGAUUUGCUUCAGCCUGGGGGAAAAAACCACGGUCUUUUGGAGUCUACACAUUCUCUCUUGUACCCUUGUUGGGCAAAUUACUUAGCCAGGCAUUAGGUGACCCAGUCUCAAGACUCAGACGACAUUCCUAAAAUGGGCAAGAUUAAAACAUGUGGAUUGGUACAUUUUUCCAAUCUGUGAGUAUUGAAUGGAUCUAAAGCAUGGCUUUUGGCAGUUGGAACCAUCUCCCAUAAGUAGGUUCCAUACUUUCUGAGACAUAUCCUAGAAUAGUUAUUUUUUUUCUGAAUUCCUCAAGAUAUUUUUCCAUCCUACUAAAUUUCCCCAUUAUCUUUGUUACUGUCUUUCCAAGGAUGAAGACUCGAAACGAUUCCUAACCUUCACUUAGUAUUAAUGUAUCUACUAUUAUAGUGAACUUUGGUUUGUGGAAUAUUUCUGUGUCAACACUCCACUACAAUAUGAUUACCAUUUUUUAAAAUAUGAAAUGGGGACAUAGCUUUUAUAUAUCCACUGCACAUUAGUGAAUUAUUAAAUGGAAAUAUCUGUAAGUUACAUUAGCAUUUCCACAAAUGUAAUGGCUCAUGUGUUUUUAUUGCAGAACUAAGUAAUGAGAAACGUAACAAUAGCUUCAUUCCCUAUAAUUUGUUCACUGUUUCCCUAGUUUAUUUUUGUAGCUUAAAAUUGAUAGUUGCUGGCCAGUCAUUAGGGAUAGUCUAAUUACUUAUUGAUUGCCCAUAAUGAAUUUCACGGUUAUAGUUACACAGUGUUCCAUAUAACUCCACAAACAUUUAGAAAAUUGUUCUUUCAAAUGACCUUAAUAGGCUGCUUUGAAAUCUAGCACAUCAUUUUAGAAUCACGGAGUUUGGCAAAUCACUUUGGAAAGACAAAGGAAUUUCAAAGUUAUCUGGAAUAAUUGCUUGCCUGAAGUAAUAAAAUGUUCAGAAGCAUAUGCUAAUAGUAGAGCAUAUGCUUUGUGAGAAGAGAAUCCCAGAUUUAAUUGCCAUAAUCCCCCAGGUAGAAGAAAGAAAAACAGAACUUUUCCCCAACCAAUAUUCCCAUUUAAAAGGAAAUACAUUCCAGUUCAGUUUUCCAAUUGAUGGUAUUUGAUUUUGAUUGGAGUCAUUAAAAUAUACACUCAUUUUUUCCCCUUUGGGUGUUUGUUAUCUAGAUCUUCACAAUCAUUAGUAAUCUGGUAGGGCUUUUCUCUAUUUAAAAAAGAAUAUGUUUAUUUGAAAGAAGUCAAAGGGAACCCUGAGUCGCUGCAUAAUACUCAUUUGAUCCAACUUGUUUCUCGUUUUAGUAUGUCAUAGCUUUGUUAUCCUUCUUCUGCUGGCAAUGGUUGGACCUUAUCUGUUUUUCUGUCACUUGUUACAUGGAGUCUUGUCUGUACAAAUGACUUCUAUCACUACCUGAAAGUUCUUCUAGAUAAGAUGUAAUAUCAGUGAAAGUAUCAUGCUGAAAGGGGAAAUUAAUCAUACUUUUGCAGAGAUGCUUUGCUUGGUUAACAAGCUGAUAAACUUUUGAGGAGCUUUUAGGAAUAAUUCCUAAGGAUAUAACAGUUGGCCUGCAAAGCUAAUGACAUUCUUAGGAACUUCUCAAUAGUAUGCUGUGUUCCCAAAAAUGGGCAGGGGUGUGUGUGUGUACUCAAAGCUAUGUUAGCUAUUCUUCCUCUGGCAAUUAGCUGACAAUCUAUUGUUAGUGGCUUAUCAUAAAUAUGGUAGAUAUGGGUGACUGAUGAGGGAAUCAAAUGUACAUAGAUCA